This is a messenger RNA of Urocitellus parryii (Arctic ground squirrel), 3377 nucleotides long. It is a transcript of the gene Epha10, whose product is annotated as EPH receptor A10. Gene Ontology annotation, molecular function: transmembrane-ephrin receptor activity; ATP binding; protein binding. The record is from RefSeq and is a predicted model, not a curated record. Gene Ontology annotation, cellular component: dendrite; plasma membrane. Gene Ontology annotation, biological process: ephrin receptor signaling pathway; protein phosphorylation; axon guidance. NCBI's taxonomy places the organism in Eukaryota, Metazoa, Chordata, Mammalia, Rodentia, Sciuridae.
GCGCUGGGGUCUGGGGGCACUGCUCAGCGGUGCUGGGCUGGCGCGGCUUGAGCCGCCGCCGCACUGACAGCUCGGUCUGCGGACCAUGGAGACUGGCGCUGGUCCACACCCGCUGCGCCUGUUAGUCUGCCUGAUGCCGCUCUGUCUCGCGCUGCUUUUGGGACCCGGGCGGCCCGGGACUGCCGAGGAAGUUGUCCUCCUGGAUUCCAAAGCCUCCCAGGCUGAACUGGGCUGGACUUCACUGCCAAGUAAUGGGUGGGAGGAAAUCAGCGGUGUGGACGAACAUGACCGUCCCAUUCGCACAUACCAAGUGUGCAACGUGCUGGAGCCCAACCAGGACAACUGGUUGCAGACUGGUUGGAUCAGCCGAGGUCGAGGGCAGCGCAUCUUCGUGGAGCUGCAGUUCACACUGCGCGACUGCAGCAGUAUCCCUGGCGCCUCAGGCACUUGCAAAGAGACCUUCAAUGUCUACUACCUGGAAACCGAGGCAGACCUGGGCCGCGGGCGUCCCCGCUUAGGAGGUAACCGACCCCGCAAGAUUGACACGAUCGCAGCGGACGAGAGCUUCACGCAGGGCGAUCUGGGCGAGCGCAAGAUGAAGCUGAACACAGAGGUGCGUGAGAUCGGCCCGCUUAGUCGGCAGGGCUUCCACCUGGCCUUCCAGGACGUGGGCGCAUGCGUGGCGCUGGUCUCUGUGCGCGUCUACUACAAGCAGUGCCGCGCCACCGUGCGGGGCCUGGCGGCGUUCCCAGCCACCGCGGCGGAGAGCGCCUUCUCCACUCUGGUAGAAGUGGCUGGAACGUGCGUGGCACACUCGGAAGGGGAGCCCGGCAGCCCUCCGCGCAUGCACUGCGGCGCGGAUGGCGAGUGGCUGGUGCCGGUGGGCCGCUGCAGCUGCAGUGCGGGAUUCCAGGAACUUGGUGACAUCUGCGAAGCCUGUCCCCCAGGGUUUUACAAGGUGUCCCCCAGGCGGCCGCUCUGUUCGCCGUGCCCGGAACACAGCCGGGCCCUGGAAAGCGCCUCCACCUUCUGCGUGUGCCAAGACAACUAUGCGCGCUCGCCCACCGACCCGCCCUCGGCCUCCUGCACCCGGCCGCCGUCGGCGCCGCGGGACCUGCAGUACAGCCUGAGCCGCUCUCCGCUGGCGCUGCGGCUGCGCUGGCUGCCGCCGGCGGACUCGGGCGGCCGCUCGGACGUCACCUACUCGCUGCUGUGCCUGCGCUGCGGCCGGGAGGGCCCGGCGGGCGCGUGCGAGCCCUGCGGCCCGCGCGUGGCCUUUGUGCCGCGCCAGGCCGGUCUGCGCGAGCGCGCCGCCACGCUGCUCCACCUGCGGCCCGGCGCGCGCUACACGGUGCGCGUGGCCGCGCUCAACGGCGUCUCGGGCCCGGCGGCCGCCGCGGGAGCCACCUACGCGCAGGUCACCGUCUCCACCGGGCCCGGGGCUCCCUGGGAGGAGGAUGAGAUCCGCAGGGACCGGGUGGAGCCCCAGAGUGUGUCCCUGUCGUGGCGGGAGCCCAUUCCCGCUGGAGCCCCCGGGGCCAACAGCACGGAGUAUGAGAUCCGCUACUACGAGAAGGGUCAGAGUGAACAGACUUACUCCACAGUGAAGACAGGGACGCCUGCGGUCACUGUCACCAACCUGAAGCCGGCUACCCGCUACGUCUUCCAGAUCCGGGCAGCUUCCCCGGGGCCCUCCUGGGAGGCCCAGAGCUUCAACCCGAGUAUUGAGGUGCAAACCCCAGGGGAGGCUGCCUCAGGCUCCAGGGACCAGAGUCCUGCAGUCGUCGUCACCGUCGUAACCAUCUCAGCCCUCCUCGUCCUGGGCUCCGUGAUGAGCGUACUGGCCAUUUGGAGGAGGCCCUGCAGCUAUGGCAAAGGAGGUGGUGACGCCCGCGAUGAAGAGGAGCUGUACUUCCACUUCAAAGUCCCRACACGGCGCACGUUCCUGGACCCUCAGAGCUGUGGGGACCCGCUGCAGGCUGUGCAUCUGUUUGCCAAGGAAUUGGACGCGAAAAGUGUCACACUGGAGAGGAGCCUGGGAGCAGGGCGGUUCGGGGACUUGUGCUGUGGCUGCCUGCAGUUGCCUGGGCGCCAGGAGCUGCCCGUGGCCGUGCACACGCUGAGGGAUGGCUGCUCCGACUCUCAGAGGCUCAGCUUCCUGGCUGAGGCCCUAACUCUGGGCCAGUUUGACCACAGCCACAUCGUGCGGCUGGAGGGCGUGGUCACCCGAGGAAGCCCCUUGAUGAUUGUCACUGAGUACAUGAGUCAUGGAGCCCUGGAUGGCUUUCUUAGGCAGCAUGAGGGGCAGCUGGUGGCCGGACAGCUGAUGGGGUUGCUGCCUGGGCUGGCAUCAGCCAUGAAGUAUCUGUCGGAGAUGGGCUAUGUUCACCGGGGCCUGGCGGCCCGCCGUGUGCUGGUCAGCAGUGGCCUCCUUUGUAAGAUCUCUGGCUUUGGGCGGGGUCCCCGGGACCGAGCAGAGGCUGUCUAUACCACCAUGAGUGGCCGGAGCCCAGCGCUCUGGGCAGCCCCCGAGACUCUUCAGUUUGGUCACUUCAGCUCUGCCAGUGACGUGUGGAGCUUUGGUGUCGUCAUGUGGGAGGUGAUGGCCUUUGGGGAGCGGCCCUACUGGGACAUGUCUGGCCAGGAUGUGAUCAAGGCCGUGGAGGAUGGCUUCCGGCUGCCACCCCCCAGGAACUGUCCCUCCCCACUGCACCGACUGAUGCUUGACUGCUGGCAGAAAGACCCAGGCGAGAGGCCCAGGUUCUCGCAGAUCCACGGCAUCCUGAGCAAGAUGGYGCAGGACCCAGAACCCUCCACGUGUGCCACUGCUGCCUGUCCCAGGCCUCCCACCCCACUGGCAGACCGUGCCUUCUCCACCUUCCCCUCUUUUGGCUCUGUGGGUGCCUGGCUGGAGGCCCUGGACCUGAGCCGCUACAAGGACAGCUUCACUGCAGCAGGCUACGGGACACUGGAGGCUGCAGCUGAAAUGACCAACCAGGACCUGGUGAGCCUGGGCAUUUCCUCGGCGGAGCAUCGAGAGGCCCUCCUGAGUGGGAUCAGCGCCCUGCGGGCUCGAGUGCUGCAGCUGCAGGGCCAGGGGGUGCAGGUGUGAGUGGCCCUGACCCUUCCAAGGCAGAGCCCCAGGGGCCUGACCCCCAGCCCUGCCCAAGGGCCCUGGCAAACUGCGCUUUAGCCGUGUGGGACUGAGCACCCUCUUCUCCUCUUGGGCCCAGAGCUGGUUUGGGGCCAUAGUGUACCCCAUUUCACUGCCUGCUUCUCCCACUUUCCCCUCUGAACACUUCACUGACCUGGUACCCAUGGAAAAGAGGUUCAGAUGCCCAGGGUGAGGGGGAGACCCCUGAGACAGUAGCAGGUGG